AUGUCAAAGUCCUCAAAGGACCCCCCUCACACCACCGACAACCACCACCGCCAUGCUAAUCUGCACGCCGUAGACCUCGACGACUCGUCCGACUCGGAGUGGCUAGACAUAGCCAGUGGCCGCGAGUCUGAUACUGACUCGAUCUUCUCAGGCAGGGAGAUUGCCAUUGAUCAUGCCCCAUCCCGCUCUAGGUCACGCCGCUCCUCCAUCAGCUACGACGGAUCCCGAGACGGAGACGCAGAUGUUGAUGGCUGGGAGGGCUUUGUCGACGGCGCUCACGACGGCGAAGGCGACACCACGCUCACCAGCGCCUCGCCCGCCGGCGUCUCCUCUUCCGAGGAACGCCCACACUUCCCCACCCUCGAGCAGUCCACAUCACCCAUCGACGAAGCGGAGGAGCAGGCAGUCAGAGAGGGCCUGGAGCAGAGCAUGGUUGGCACCCUCAGCGCUUCCGCAUCCAGGAGCGGCUCCCUACAUGCUUCCCGGGACCUCCGUCUGUCCUUCCCAGACCCCUUG
Molecule: messenger RNA, 516 nt
Organism: Coniophora puteana RWD-64-598 SS2
Lineage: Eukaryota; Fungi; Basidiomycota; Agaricomycetes; Boletales; Coniophoraceae
Exons: 1
Source: RefSeq, a predicted model, not a curated record